AACUGCUUUUAGGAGGAUUCGAUGGAUGGUAUUUUUGACUCCAGGUCUCCGCCAUUUGCUGAGUCCACUGAGUUUGGUCUUUUAGGGCUUGCCCCCCUCCCACCGUCGAGUCUGGUCAUUAGAGGUCUUAUCCCCUGGCUAACUUGGCACCGGGAGCUGAGGCAGCCUCUCGGUCCUCUGGUGACCCAGUCUUUACGGUUGACACUUUUGUUUCAAGGUUCAUGGUGACAGAUCUGCACUCCUUCAGGUCGGAGUUCAUGAUCCCCUGCUCAGUGGGACUUCACCUCCUCCGAGCUGAGGAAGUCCCUAGCCAACCUCACAAGGGGGAGUUCGCCCUGUAUUUUGCAAUUUUUUUCAUGUAGUCUCCGUUUGCCUCUCCACCCUAUAGUGACAGAGGUCCUUUGUCACUUUCGAGUCACCCCAAGUCAGCCAAACACCAAUGUUUGGCGAGCCAUCUUCGACUGCUGUGUUUUCCAGUGGCUGGUCGAAAAUUCCAAGCUCACAGUGAAUGAGCUCAUUCACAUGUACCAUUCCAAGAGCAAUCCUGGCUCACAUGGCUAGUACUAUUUUCCUUGUUGGCCAAGCAAGGGCCAAGCCAUCAUAACUAGUAACCCGUCUUCAAACAAGGGUCGGAAAGACAAGUGGUUCUUCGUGUCUGGAGCAUGGGGGGAAUCAUUGACAGAGCUGGAGGGUUUACGGUGUCAGGUCCCAACCUCUUUCACCUUGCUAGGUCGGAACACACCCGAAGCAUUGCAUUUAUACUUUGCUUAUUCUUUCUAUUGGUGCUGAUGUCAUGUUCUUUUCUGCAACUUUUCCCAGAUCACAGCCUAGCCUCUUCGUCUGUCAUUAGUAUCAGAUCAGGAUUGCCUAGGAGCGACCUGUUGACCAGAGGGACUGCAAAAGAGAUGUCUGGUCGCCCUCAACUGAGGAAGAUGAAGAUGCCGAUUGAGGCCGAGAUGGAGAGGUUAAAGGCUGUCUCAACGAAGACAUCACUGGCUUCUGCGACUCUUCCUUCUCUUCCCAGUGCCCCUUCGGGCAAGGCUGUAGCCCCCGCAACUGAUCGACUAAUGGCUGAGGCUGCCAUUGCUACCAUCCCCCCGGCCAACUGGGUGUAGGCCAAGGAUGUUGCUGCCCCUUCAAAUGGGUCUAACAUUGGCUGGCAAUGACGCUAUUGUUGUCCCUUCUCACGCCUGACCGAGAGAGGUGGCGGAUCUUGAUAUGUCAUCCCUGCGGGCUGAGCAUGCCUGUCAUGCCCCAAAUUCGGGAACAGACAGCAUUUGUAGCACCCCAAAUUCGACACCCGGCUCCCAUACACCGAGUCCCGAGUUCGGCGCACCACAACAAAGAUUUUUUUAUUGAUUUUUUUUUAUAGUGGAAUUCUUUUCCUAUGACUUGGGAUUUCCUAGAUUUGAAACCCUAUGGACUUGGGAAUCCCUAAAUUUGGGAUCCCUUGAAUUUGGUGUUCUCUUAGACUUGUGAUUCCUGAAUUUCUGGAAUCCCUGGUUAUGUUUGACACCCUAGAUUUAAAACCCCUAUAAUUCCAAGUUAAAUGCAAGAUAUAUUUAUAGGGUUUGAAAUUAA
This is a messenger RNA of Magnolia sinica, 1581 nucleotides long. RefSeq lists its product as uncharacterized. NCBI's taxonomy places the organism in Eukaryota, Viridiplantae, Streptophyta, Magnoliopsida, Magnoliales, Magnoliaceae. The transcript has 2 exons. The record is from RefSeq and is a predicted model, not a curated record. Bases 663 to 1115 code for a protein of 150 amino acids.